Knipowitschia caucasica is the source of this 1455-nucleotide messenger RNA. The record is from the annotation of a GenBank genome assembly. Lineage: Eukaryota; Metazoa; Chordata; Actinopteri; Gobiiformes; Gobiidae.
AUGGACCGGUCCCGUUAUCCGGGGUUGGCCCAGGACAGAGUGCUGGUGCUGGGCGUGCUGCAGACGGCCUCCGCGGGGCUCUGUGCGGUCUGCGGGGUCAUGGACGCGGUGUUCAGGAAGGACACCCCGCUGAGCUCCACCCGGACCCCCCUGUGGGCCGCGAUGGUCAUGGCGGGGCCCGGGGUCCUGGCUCUGUUCGUGUCCCAGAGGAAGCACCGCCUCCUGGUGAGGGCUGUGGUCCUGUGUGCGGCCCUGUCCUCGCUGGCCUCGGUCCUCGUGUUGGGAUACUCAGGUCUCACUCUGACGUUCGGAGAAGAAGACCCGCAUGUGUUCAUCCACCACCACAGCCCCAAAGUGGUGAGUCAUGUGUUCAUCCACCACAGCCCCCAAGUGGUGAGUCAUGUGUUCAUCCACCACAGCCCCCAAGUGGUGAGUCAUGUGUUCAUCCACCACAGCCCCCAAGUGGUGAGUCAUGUGCUCAUCCACCACAGCCCCCAAGUGGUGAGUCAUGUGUUCAUCCACCACAGCCCCCAAGUGGUGAGUCAUGUGUUCAUCCACCACAGCCCCAAAGUGGUGAGUCAUGUGUUCAUCCACCACAGCCCCCAAGUGGUGAGUCAUGUGUUCAUCCACCACAGCCCCCAAGUGGUGAGUCAUGUGUUCAUCCACCACAGCCCCCAAGUGGUGAGUCAUGUGUUCAUCCACCACAGCCCCCAAGUGGUGAGUCAUGUGUUCAUCCACCACAGCCCCCAAGUGGUGAGUCAUGUGUUCAUCCACCACAGCCCCCAAGUGGUGAGUCAUGUGUUCAUCCACCACAGCCCCAAAGUGGUGAGUCAUGUGUUCAUCCACCACAGCCCCCAAGUGGUGAGUCAUGUGCUCAUCCACCACAGCCCCAAAGUGGUGAGUCAUGUGCUCAUCCACCACAGCCCCAAAGUGGUGAGUCAUGUGUUCAUCCACCACAGCCCCAAAGUGGUGAGUCAUGUGUUCAUCCACCACAGCCCCAAAGUGGUGAGUCAUGUGCUCAUCCACCACAGCCCCAAAGUGGUGAGUCAUGUGUUCAUCCACCACAGCCCCAAAGUGGUGAGUCAUGUGUUCAUCCACCACAGCCCCAAAGUGAGGUUUGUGCUGCAGCGCAUGGUCCGAGGAGCCAACGCCACCUUGGUCCUGUGCAGCCUGCUGAGCCUGCUGCUGUCCUGCACCCUGGGUCUGGGUCUUGGUCUGGGUUCCUGCCGGCCAGGUCUGGGUCUGGGCCUGGGGUCCUGCCGCAGUCUGCCCCUCUGCACCUGCUGCGACACCACCACAGGACAGGAGAGACUUGUUCCACAAACGGACCCUGAAGACACAGAGAUGGUCUGCUCCUGGAGAGCUACAGACGAGGGUUUGUUCCAGUCUCCGGCCUCGUACUCGGAGCAGAGAGAGAGAACAUCGACGCCGCCGCCGUAUGCUAGGUUAGCAUGA